Messenger RNA from Linderina pennispora, 447 nucleotides. RefSeq lists its product as uncharacterized. Gene Ontology annotation, molecular function: pyridoxal phosphate binding. Bases 1 to 447 code for a protein of 148 amino acids. NCBI's taxonomy places the organism in Eukaryota, Fungi, Kickxellomycota, Kickxellomycetes, Kickxellales, Kickxellaceae. The transcript is spliced from 3 exons. Gene Ontology annotation, biological process: biosynthetic process. The record is from RefSeq and is a predicted model, not a curated record.
AUGCGCAGCACCCUCAGACACUAUACGCUGGAGCUGGUAAUAUGGCGGGAUAUUGUCGAGCUAGAUUUUGACCACAUCAUUGCCGAUUUCCUUGCUGACCACGCGUUCGUCGACAAUCUGAUUUCCACUAGCCGCAAGAACCUGGCCGAGAACUACGCACUGACUACAGAGUUCUUUGAUAAGCAGUGUGGACUGCCUAUUGCUGCCAGCACAAAGGCACAUCGUGCACUUGGCGCUCUACAGGCCACUGAAGUGGCCAAGCUGUGGACAAAGGAGACCGAUCUCACGGCAUGGGAACACAUCGUCCUAAACGAGCGCGUGUACUUCCCUACCGGGCAAGCAUUCUGCUCGACUGAGCCUGGAUGGUUCCGAUUCACGUUCGCCAUCACCAAAGAGCAACUUGUUCUUGCUCUUGAUCGCAUUGGCAACUCGUUCAAGCUGGACUAG